Messenger RNA from Trametes versicolor FP-101664 SS1, 1195 nucleotides. RefSeq lists its product as uncharacterized. The transcript is spliced from 4 exons. The annotation marks the transcript as partial. NCBI's taxonomy places the organism in Eukaryota, Fungi, Basidiomycota, Agaricomycetes, Polyporales, Polyporaceae. The record is from RefSeq and is a predicted model, not a curated record.
UCCAGUCUCGAGCACAUGCGGUCUCUGCUGAACUUGCUUUGGACACGUCCGCCCAGCAGUAUAUGAUACACACGUAUUCUUGUCAGCCCUUCCCCACCCUCUGGCCCUCUCGAGGCGCUUGUUCAUUUCACCGCCAGGAGCCUCGGCAGCAUAAAUCAAUGCCCGACGACGUGAAUACGACAGGACCUCCGAUCGAACGGGACACCGGAGCCGCACGCUUCUGUGAUUGAGCUAUCAACUUGACGACCAUACCGAGUGUUGCCACACCAUCGCCACUCUUCCUACCCCAGGCCACGCCCAGUGCGCGCACUGUGGCAAGCGGGAGCGACAGCUCUCGGCGGACACCAAGUUGAAAAGGUGCAUGGGAUGCUCGGCGGUCAGGUAUUGCAGCAGAGAGUGCCAGAAGGCUGCAUGGCCAGAACACAGGCGCACGUGCGGCUCCGCAGGGGAUCUUCAAGUUGUGACCCGUGCGGGACAUGUUGCCUCCCUUGCCCAGGCUCAGGCCGUAAACAACUGGGUUACGUACGUGCACGAGUACGGGCUCGAAACGCUGGCCAACGCCGCCGUACUCGCCAACGGUGGUAUCGCCGCCAACCUGGGAUCUCCUCGGGUCUUGCGCUUGACGUUGGCCCCUGGCGAGGACUCGGGCGACGGAGGAAACCCGGCCUCGGCCUUCCGCCUUGUUGACGUCUCCAUCGAGCACAAGGACGACGUGCCCGCGAUCACAAGCUGGGAGCUGGUCCAAGCAAACUGCCGCAAGAGAAGACGGUACCUCCGACAGAGACUCCCGGACGUCACCGUCCUCGGCUGCAUCCCCGCCGUCUGCAUUCUCGCGGGCACGACCAUCGCGACGAUCUACACUUUCCCCAUCUACGGGCUUCGGAGCCGGCACAUGAAGGCGAUGCCUGGGUGCAUCCGCGCGGUCUGCGAGGACGUCAUGGCGAUGUGCAUCGAGACGGUGAACAUGGGCCUCGUCCUGCGCCCGUCUCCGUGCGAGCGGUGCGUGAAGUGCGGGACGCAGGAUGGCCCGCCCCGGGGCAGGCUCGUCAAGCUGGACGAAGGGGGGUGGGACUGGGAGGCUGUGGAUGACUGGGAGUGGGUGCCGGCCGAGGACUUCAAGUCUCGUUCCGGCCUUGACCCUGCGAAGACUUGGAACCUGUAUCAUGCCUCCGAGUUUGCAUACAUAGGACACGGU